This is a messenger RNA of Emiliania huxleyi CCMP1516, 2103 nucleotides long. RefSeq lists its product as hypothetical. NCBI's taxonomy places the organism in Eukaryota, Haptophyta, Isochrysidales, Noelaerhabdaceae. Gene Ontology annotation, molecular function: DNA-binding transcription factor activity; zinc ion binding. The record is from RefSeq and is a predicted model, not a curated record. Gene Ontology annotation, biological process: regulation of DNA-templated transcription. The annotation marks the transcript as partial. The transcript has 2 exons.
ACCGAUUCGAGGCAAGCGCAGGGUGGGCAAGAGUCGCGUCGCCCUCGGCACUUUCGACACGGCGGUGGAGGCGGCGGUGGCGUACGCGCGGGCGGUCGCUGAGGAGGCGGCGGCGCCGGCCGGGCCGGCAGCGCCGGCGAGCGGGCCAGCCCAAGCGGCAACAGUAGGCACGGUGGUGGCGCCGACGGAGUCGCAGGCGGGCCUCGCGUCAGCCGCCAGCGUCGUGGGGCAGGAGGGCAUGGCUGGGGCGGAGGCGGAGGGCGGGGAGGAGGGCGAGGCGGCGGCUGGGCUGGUGACGGAGUCCGAGGGCUACCGGCUGCACCUGUCCUCAAGAGGCGGGGGGCCGAGGAAGCUCAAGACUGACGGCAAGAGCUCCACGGGCUACCUGGGUGUCUUCCGCCGCGAGGAUUGCGGCAGACUCAAGUUUGUCGCGCAGGUGAGCCUGCACGACGGGCAUCGCAUGCGGCUGACGUACCUCGGCGUCUUCCCCACCGCGGUGAAGGCGGCGGUGGCGGUCGCCAAGGCGAAGCUGCGGUCGUCCUCCGGCGGGCCUUCCGCAGCAGUCCAGGUGGGGCUUGUGCCUACAGCGCCGCCACGGCGGGCACCGCUCGCGGCUGAGGCGGAGGGCUUGCGCUUGCACCUCUCCAGCCGCAGCAACAACACCGGCUACAAGGGCGUGUACAAGGAUGGCUCGCGCUUCAAGGCGCGAGACAGGGUGGACGGAAGGCGAGGCAGGGUGGACGGAAAGACUGUCUCCCUCGGCACCUUCGACACGGCGGUGGAGGCGGCGGUGGCGUACGCGUGGGGGGUCGGGCAGGCUCCUGUCCAGGGGUCGGCUGCGGCCGGCAGCGAGGCGCUCGACUCGGACGAGGGCGAGGGCGAGGGCGAGGAGGGCGAGGCCCGCUGCUUGUGGGUCGCCUGCGACCGGUGCGACAGGUGGCGGCGGCUGCCCGCCGAGACGCCGGGCCCGCUCCCUGCCAAGUGGUUCUGCUGGAUGCACCCGGACCCGGCUCGCCGGCAGUGCGAGGCGCCGGAGGAUGAGUGGGAGGAGGAUUCGGUGGCGGCGGACGCGGCGGAGGAUGGCUUGGAGGAGGGUGCGGGAGCGGCAGAGGCGGUGGCGGAGCCGAUGGACGAGGAGGACGAGGCGGCGGGCGAAGCCUACUGGGUGGACGCGGAGGUGGAUGAGGAGGCUACGGAGGGGGAGGCUACGGAUGAGGAGGCCGAGGCGGCAGACGGCGACGUCGUGGCGGCGGAGGCGGCGGAGGCGGCGGGGGCGGAGGGGGCGGAGGGGGCGGCGGGGGCGGCGGACCGGGUCCGCACGGCGAAGCGUCCAUACGAGCCGCCGGAAGGGCCGCCGCCAAAGCACCGCUCGGCUGUUGCGCCCCCAAGCGUCCCUACACGCCGGCUCACCGACGCUAAGCUUGUCGGGCUGCCUGCCGGGCUCUGCGGCCAGUACCAACAGGGCCUCUGCCACAAGGGCGGCAAGUGCAAGUGGAGGCACGAGCUCUGGCCAGGGCUUCAGGAGCGGCUCCGCAUGGCGAAGCGCCCGCUUGAGCCGUUCGAAGGGCCGCCGCCAAAGCGGCGCUCGGAUGCGGCGCGUGGCCCUCCGUCCUCGGCCUCCCUCUCCUCCUCCUCCUCCUCCUCCGCCGCCGCCGCCGCCGAGAGCGCGCCGCCCCACGCGCCCGCCGAGGCCGCGGUCCUGCUCUGCGGCAACACGCACGAGUGCAACUGCGGGGCCUUUGGCUGCAUUCUGCCGGCAGGCCACGGCGGGCCGCACGACUUCACGCUGCCGGCCAAGCGGGCUCGCUGCGAGGAGCGCCCGUUCGACCCGGACGUCGAAGCGGCUGCCGCGCUCGGGUCGCAGGGCAGGCUGCAGUCGCCGGAGCUUGGGGCGGCGGAGGCGGCGCUUCUCGCAAAGCUGCUGGCGGUGGCGGCGCGCUUGAAGGACGAGGGCUCGCCUGAGGCGACGGCGGUGCACUGGAGGCCGCGGGCUACUCAGGCCACUUUUGCGGGCGACUACUACGCCUUCCGCCUCGCCGAGCCCGCCCGCCACUACCGCUCGCGUAUCGAGCUGAUCAAGGCGCUGGAGGCGGGGCUGACAUU